AAGAAAAAGUUACACAAACACACAAACAUUAUUUAUACCUCCAUUAGCCACCCCUUUAUUAUUUCAGGUGUUGGGUGGGGGUAUGUACGUGUAUCACUGCUCUUACUCAAAUCAUCAAAGCCGCCACUAACCUCAUACACACAAUCGAAAACAUGGCAUCUUACGAGGGAAGGCCAUUGGUGAUGGAAAUGGAAGGAGAAGAAGGUUUCGAAGAAGCCGGUAGCAGCGGUUGCGGAUGCUUCCGGUGUUUCAGCCUGAAGAAAUGGUGGCAAGGCUAUGAGGAAGAAGGUAAAGGGCUACUUGAUCAAAAGGGUGAGGGAGAGUCAUGGGUUGUGAACAAAUUAAGGAAGGCAAAGGAGGUUUCAGAAGUAAUUGCUGGCCCCAAGUGGAAGACUUUCAUUAGAAAGAUAAGUGGGUAUGGGAAGAAGGUGAAGUACCAAAGAAACAGGUUCCAGUAUGAUGAACAUAGCUAUGCUCUCAACUUCAACAGCGAAGCUCAGAGUGAAGAUGAAGGCAUGCCUCACAGCUUCUCAUCAAGGUUUGCUGCUCCUGGUCGUCGCCAGAAUGAAUCAUGAUACGUGCAUGCAUGUUCUUUAAUUACAGUUAUGUUCGAGCAGGAUCGAACCUUUAAACAUGUAAAUUGUUGCCUAAAUUUGUUUACAUGAUUGUAAUUCUUAUCUUGUAAUUAUCAUUCGUUGUGUGAAGAGUGAAGACCAAUAUUGUUUUUUAAUAAAUUAAAUUCCACCGGUUUUAUCUUUA
Glycine soja is the source of this 759-nucleotide messenger RNA. RefSeq lists its product as uncharacterized. The record is from RefSeq and is a predicted model, not a curated record. The transcript has a single exon. The coding region runs from base 153 to 575 and encodes 140 amino acids. NCBI's taxonomy places the organism in Eukaryota, Viridiplantae, Streptophyta, Magnoliopsida, Fabales, Fabaceae.